Messenger RNA from Megachile rotundata (alfalfa leafcutting bee), 1880 nucleotides. It is a transcript of the gene PIG-Q, whose product is annotated as phosphatidylinositol glycan anchor biosynthesis class Q. Gene Ontology annotation, cellular component: endoplasmic reticulum; membrane. Lineage: Eukaryota; Metazoa; Arthropoda; Insecta; Hymenoptera; Megachilidae. The record is from RefSeq and is a predicted model, not a curated record. Gene Ontology annotation, biological process: GPI anchor biosynthetic process.
AAGGAAACCAAGCAAAAAGCCACUUUCUAAACUUCUGUAUUUGAAAUUUGAUGAUUUACCGGCCAAAAAUUAACGAACAGUGGAGCUUACCUCUACAUCAACAUUCUUUUUAAAAAUGACUACCAUUCUAUCUAAUAUUUUUUGUCGUAAUAUUGAGCACCACUAAACACAGCAGUAUUCAAGGUAGCAGUGUGCACAUGCAUCUGAUAAUAUCAAAACAAUGACUUUAAUUUUUCAAUGAAACAGAUUCAAACAGAUAAUAUAAUUUGGUUUAUAAAGGCAUAAUGAAAACUAUCUUAAUUUUUUUACCAAACAGACUUUAUCAAGAAAAGUCUGGAUACAUGUUUGGUAAAAUUGUGUAUGAUGAAAAUAGGGGAAUUAAAAAAUUUUAUGUUAUCGGCACAUAUAAUUUGGAUCAUUUGGAAACACUGAAAUGUGCUAAUAUAAUUGGAUAUUAUUCUGGUACAGAAAAUAAACGUGGAUACAUAGAUAAAAAAUAUUUAGAUUGGAUUACUAUAUAUUUACACACCACUGCUUCUUGUCAAGGAAAUAUUUACAAUUAUGGUUUGAAAGGUAUCAUUGUAAAUAAUAAAAAAAUCUCAACUGUACACUAUCAUAUAGUUAUCACGAUUUAUGAUCAACUAGCUUUACAAAAAACAGAAUUAUUUGCUUAUAAAACAGCAUCUGGGGAUCACUUUUAUGAAUUAAUGAAUAUUGUACAGAACAAACAAGUGGAAAGAGAAAUACAAAAGAAAGGAAAGUUCACAUAUAUGAAAGAAACUCUGUUAGUUUAUCAUAUGCUUUUAUACUUUUAUCCAGUACUUUUCCUCAGCAAAAUAAUGAACAAAUUAUCAUUGGUAUUAAAAUAUUCAUUCCUUGGUUUACAUGUUAAUGAAUGGCUGGAAAAUCUUAAGUGGAUGUUGAUCACUGUGAUAAAGAACAAAAAAUUCACACUAAAAACUGGUAAUUAUGUAUUCGCAGUGGUGAUAGAUAUGUUAUUAGGAAUAUUUCUAUUACAAUUAUUAUUACAUUACCUUGAAUAUAUGUCUCCCUCUCAAAUACUUUUAAGUAAUGCAGAGAAAGUAGUAACAUUUUUAAAAGAUUUAAUUCAUUGGCUAAUGGGUGUACCAGCUGGUUUAAAAUUAAAUCAUGCUUUAAACAAUAUGCUGGGAAAAUUUUUUUUAUACCACAUACAUUUGUGGUGGACAUUCUUAAUAUUUAUGAAACCUGUAAUGGAUUUUGCUUUUGAAGUGCUGAUGUUAUUUGGCAAGCUUGGCAUCACGUUUCAAAUAGCAAUAGCAGCUGAUCUUUUGGCUCUUGUCAGUUUUCAUGCUUAUUGCAUUUAUGUAUAUGCUGCAAGGCUAUUUAACAUUCAAUUAAAAGGUAUUACCGCCUUAUUUCGACUAUUUUUGGGUAAGAAAAAAAAUCCAUUAAGAGAAAGAGUAGAUUCUUGUCAGUAUCAGUCUGAUCAAUUGUUUGUGGGAACUUUACUAUUUACAAUUUUAUUGUUUCUUAUGCCAACAACAUGGGUUUACUAUGCAGUAUUUACUAUGCUUAGAUUGAUGUUAAUUGGUUUUGGAGGUUUCUUGACAAGAAUGAAAUUUUAUCUUCAAGUCAUGCCUGUAUAUACAUUCUUCAAGUGGUUAUUCCACUCUUACAAUAUGUGCAGUGUUGUAAAUAUUAAAGUGCACUCGCAUGGUACAGAAGGACCAAUUAUAUUAAUAAUGACAAUGGUUGUAGCACCAUGGUGUGACACAUGGAAUAAAUGUAUACCAGAUACAAUUACGCGUCAUCCUCCUAUUGAAUGGAAAAAAAUAGUAAAUAACAUAAUACGUGGUGAAUUAUUAUAUCCGCUAUAAUUAAUUUAUUUAGUACCUGUU